AUGUUCCGAUUCUUAGAUUUGAUAUGGAUGUGGCUCCGUGACAUCUACGGUCGAAUCCUUGGUAAACGUCUACCAUUCGACAACCGCAGUGCGAUCCUCGUCCCUUCUCCCAGUCAUAAUAUCUCAGUCAUUAAUCUACAAGAAGAAAUCUCCCGUUUGGAACAAGCUGAGAUAGACCUUGCUAUGCGAUAUGGGAUGAUGGGUAAUCCUAUCGAUUCUGUGGGCGUUCUUGGAGAGGCAAAAAGACGGGCACUUUCCGAUAAGAACAACGAGUCUUUACUAUCAGAGUUGCAACAGCUUGACAGACUCCUACAUCUCCGGCUGAAAUGCAAUUAG
Desarmillaria tabescens is the source of this 336-nucleotide messenger RNA. RefSeq lists its product as uncharacterized. Bases 1 to 336 code for a protein of 111 amino acids. Lineage: Eukaryota; Fungi; Basidiomycota; Agaricomycetes; Agaricales; Physalacriaceae. The transcript is spliced from 3 exons. The record is from RefSeq and is a predicted model, not a curated record.